Messenger RNA from Ichthyophthirius multifiliis, 2036 nucleotides. RefSeq names its product tubulin tyrosine ligase-like member 10, putative. NCBI's taxonomy places the organism in Eukaryota, Ciliophora, Oligohymenophorea, Hymenostomatida. The transcript has a single exon. Gene Ontology annotation, biological process: protein modification process. The record is from RefSeq and is a predicted model, not a curated record.
AAUAAGUAGUAAAAUAGAUAAAUCCAUUUUCAACUUAUUCAGAAUUUUUAAAAUUUUUUGAUUAAAAAUAUUAAUAAUAAAUGAAAUUAUAAUUAAGCUACAGAUAUUUUUUGCCAAGAACUUUUAUAAUAAAAUCUGGUGUCUUCUCAUAAUAAUAAAAAUAAGAGCUACCUUAAUAAAAUGAAGACAUAAUUGCAUAAAUAAACGAAAAUGUAUUAUAUUAUAUAAAAUCUGAUGAUUUAAAAAAUAAGCAUUAACAAUUAAAAUUAAUAAAUAUGACAUCUGAAAACUAAUAAUAUUUUAAAGAUUAUUAAGGAUAAGAAACUUUAAUUUUAUAAAAAAAAUAGAAUAAACAAUAAAAGAUAGCUAGGGAAAUCCUAUAAGAUUAAAAAUAAUUACUGUGCAAAUAAGAAAAGAGUAAUCUGAAAACCCUUAAUCUUAUUAUAAAAUAUAUAAUAUUUAAAAUUUGGUGAAUAUAUUAAAAUAAGACGAAAUUUAAUUAAUUAAAGGGAGGUUAGAAAAAAUUAAUUUUUAUAUAAAUAAAGAACUUUUUAACUAAUAAAAAGAAUAGAAAUAAGAACAUUAUUAUUUAUCAUUUGAACUAAAUUUUUUAAUAACAGAAAAUGAUUAUAGACCAUUAUUAGUAUCUUUUAAGAAUUUAAGGACUAAUAUCCUUUAAUAAAUUAAUGAUUUUAAGCCUUUAACAAAAAACAUUAAUGAAGACAAUUCUUUUAAAAUAACAAAAUGGGAUUUUGAUUAUAGACGAAGAAGAGUAUUCAUCUCAAAUAAUUUGAACUUUCACUAUUUCAGAAAAUACUUUAAUGAUUCAACUAUAUAAUUUUAACAAUAUAAUUACACAUAAGUAAAAUACUAAUAUUAAUAGUAUUUAUAAAAAAGUGACAUUAAAAUUUUAACUAUAAAAUGGUUUUAUUCUGAAAAAAUGAAAGAAAGCUUAUAAUUGUCUAAUUUUAUUAAUUAUUAUGAAAUAAUAGAUAAUAAAGAUUAAAUUAUUGAAAUUAUUGAAAAUUAUUAAAAAUAAAAUUUUUUGGCUUAUAAUCCGCAUUUAUUGAUUCCUAAAUCUUAUAAUAUAAAUUUAAAAAAAUCUUAUUAUUCAUAAGAAGAAAAGCUUUUCCUAUAAGAAACUGAAGGGGCUUGGAUUAUAAAGGAAACAUAUUAGGUAGGAGGAUAUGGUAUGAUUAUAUGCUCAGAUGUAAAAAGAAUAUAAAACGAUUUGUAGUAAAUGAAAUAAAGAAAAUAAAAAAAAAACUCUCAAAAAUAUGUUAUUUAAAGAUAUAUUUAAAACCCUUUACUUUAUGAUGGUAGAAAAUUUGAUUUGAGAAGUUAUUUACUUGUAGCUAGUGCUGAUCCUUUAAUAGUUUAUUAUGUACAUGGAAAUAUGAGGCUUUCAUUUACUAAAUAUAAUAAUAAUUUCACUUUACUGAGAACUAAAUAUGAUGAUAUGAGUGCUCAUUUAAUUAAUUGGACUUAGUAAAAAAAAUAUGUAGGUGAUGAUGAAGAAUUAAAUUAAUUAUUAGGUGGAACUUUUGCAGAUUUUGAAAAUUUUUUGAUUAAUUCUUAUGGUAAAACUAAAGAAUGGAUAUAUGAAAAUAUAUACGAAAAAAUGUUUGAAAUUUUCGCUUAUAUAUUUGAAGCUUCUAAAGAUUAAAUGAAGAAAAAGUAAGGGCAUUUUUAAAUAUUUGGAACAGAUAUUAUGCUUGAUGAUAAUCUUAAUGUUUACUUUAUUGAAAAUAAUGGCUUUCCAGGAAUAACUUAUGAUGAUAAUAAAAUAUAUCACUAUCCUAUUGAAACUGCUGUAAAUAAUACUAUUAGAAUGGCCACAUAUGUGCAAGAGUAAUAGGUUAAAGGUUAAAUUAUUGACACAGACUAUUUAAAUUCAAUUUGUAUAGAUUGUACACUUAUUUAUAAUUAAUUAACUAAUUAUUCUUUUGUAGAAAAAUAUAGAUAGAAAUGAUUUUUUUUUAAAAAAAAGUCUAUAUUUUACUUUAGUUUUAAUUAUUUAUAUCAAAAAAAAAUGA